Messenger RNA from Insectozyma verbasci, 1236 nucleotides. The record is from the annotation of a GenBank genome assembly. Lineage: Eukaryota; Fungi; Ascomycota; Pichiomycetes; Serinales; Debaryomycetaceae.
AUGGGUAUUUUAAAUUGGGGAUUUAGAUGUAGCGUAAAAGUUCAUCAAAAAGAAGAUACAAUCACUUUAAAAUCUGCAAAAGGUGAAAUUAAGUUUACUGAAUUUGCUAAAGAAUUAUCAUUAAUUGAUCCAAAUAAAAAAGUUUGGUUAAAUCCAUUACUUUUCAAUGGUUCAUUACAAACUUUAUAUUAUACAUCAUGGGAUCAUUCAAAAAGAUUUCAUGUUUAUUAUGGUAGAGAAAUCUUUACUUACGCUGAUGGUGGUAUUUGUUCAUUAGAUUGGGUUAUUCCAAAACAUGAUAAUUUUCAAGAACUUUAUUUACAAACUUUUUUAAAAGGUUCACCAAAAUUACCUCCAAGAACAAGAUUUUUAAGUGCCGAAGAACGUACUAGCUUAUAUUCAAAAACGGUUGAAACUCCAAUUGUUGUAAUUAUUCAUGGUUUAGCUGGUGGCUCACAUGAAACAAUUACUCGUAAUUUUGCGGAAAACUUACAUAAACAUUGUAAUGGUUGGGAUGUAGUUGUUAUCAAUAGUAGAGGAUGUUGUAGAACAAUUUUAACAACUAGUUCUCCAUUUACUGCAGCUUCAACUGGUGAUAUUAGAGAUGUUUUAAAAACUUUUAAAAAAAAUUGGCCACAUAGACCAAUUUAUUUAAAUGGAUUUUCUUAUGGUGCUUCAUUGGUUGCUAAUUUUCUUGGUGAAGAAGGUGAUUCUGGUUUAGUUACUGCUGCUUGUGGUGUUUCAAUGCCUUUUGAUUAUAUUGACAGUCUUUAUCAUAUUCAAUCUUCAUUAACUGGUAAAUAUAUUUUAAGUCCAGCAAUGGCUUACUUUAUGACUAAGAUUAUUUUCAAUAACAAAAAAGAAUUAGUACAACAUUGUGAUAUUGUUGAUGAAGAAUUGUUAAGGAAAUUAAAAGUCAUUCAAAAUACUUAUGAAUUUGAUGAUUUAUUUACGUGUAAAAUUCAUUCAUAUCCAAAUGCUUUUGAUUAUUAUAGAGAAUGGUCGCCAGUUAGAAGAAUUUUAAACAUUAAAACACCAUUCUUAAUGUUAAAUUCAACUGAUGAUCCAGCUGUUAGUGUUAGAUUACCAAUUAGAGAUGUUGAAACAAAUCCUUACUUAUUAUUAGUUGAAACUGAUUUAGGUGGUCAUACAGGUAAUGUUAAAAUGAAUGGUGAUUUUUGGUGUGUUGAAGUUGCAGAACAAUACUUUCAAAAGUUUUAUCAAUUUACUGCAUAA